This is a messenger RNA of Musca vetustissima, 389 nucleotides long. RefSeq names its product cytochrome c-like. NCBI's taxonomy places the organism in Eukaryota, Metazoa, Arthropoda, Insecta, Diptera, Muscidae. Gene Ontology annotation, cellular component: mitochondrial intermembrane space. The record is from RefSeq and is a predicted model, not a curated record. The coding region runs from base 63 to 389 and encodes 108 amino acids. The transcript has a single exon. Gene Ontology annotation, biological process: mitochondrial electron transport, cytochrome c to oxygen; mitochondrial electron transport, ubiquinol to cytochrome c. Gene Ontology annotation, molecular function: heme binding; electron transfer activity.
UUUUUGUCAUUCAUUUGUGUUCAAGAGUCCGCGCUGUACAAAUCGAAAUCAAAUUCAAAAACAUGGGUAUUCCAGCUGGUGAUGUUGAAAAGGGCAAGAAACUCUUCGUCCAACGUUGUGCCCAAUGCCACACUGUCGAAGCUGGCGGUAAACACAAAGUAGGUCCCAAUUUGAACGGUUUGUUCGGCCGCAAGACUGGUCAAGCUGUCGGAUUCGCCUACACAGAUGCCAACAAAUCCAAGGGCAUCACCUGGAAUGAAGACACCUUGUUCGAAUACUUGGAAAACCCCAAGAAAUAUAUUCCCGGCACCAAGAUGAUCUUCGCUGGUUUGAAGAAGCCCGGUGAUCGCGCUGACCUCAUUGCUUACCUGAAAUCCGCUACCGCCUAA